Vombatus ursinus (common wombat) is the source of this 4705-nucleotide messenger RNA. RefSeq names its product zinc fingers and homeoboxes 1 (gene ZHX1). The transcript has 4 exons. Bases 375 to 3077 code for a protein of 900 amino acids. NCBI's taxonomy places the organism in Eukaryota, Metazoa, Chordata, Mammalia, Diprotodontia, Vombatidae. Gene Ontology annotation, biological process: regulation of transcription by RNA polymerase II. Gene Ontology annotation, molecular function: DNA-binding transcription factor activity, RNA polymerase II-specific; DNA binding. Gene Ontology annotation, cellular component: nucleus. The record is from RefSeq and is a predicted model, not a curated record.
GCGGCGGCUACGGCGGGGGACCAGAGCACCGAGGCGGCAGCGGCCCCUCCAGGAAAAGGUGCAUGGCUAAUUUGUCGUUUGUAGUUAGUAAUGGCUUGAGCUAAACUCCUCUAACCGGAAGGCAUUCCCCGCUUCUUCAAAGGAUAGAGUACUGGAGAAAAUGUGGCAAGUGAUUGGAUGUUUGCUUCAGAAGUUUCAGCAACUCAGCUUUGCAACUACCAGCUACAAGCUCUUUUCUUGAUUGCACUAUGAAAAAGUUGCAAAUGGGAUGGACUUAUAGAACCAAAAGCCAUUUUUUUCAAAUGAAGAUAACUGAAGGAGUUUGAUCUUCAUUGCCUUCUAAUCACAGUUGAGAUUUCCCCCACAGAAAUAGAAUGGCAAGCAAAAGAAAAUCAACAACACCUUGCAUGGUCCUUGCUAGUGAACAGGAUCCGGACCUAGAAUUGAUAUCAGACUUGGAUGACGGUCCCCCUGUACUUACACCAAUAGAAAAUGCAGCAGCAGAAAGUAUCUCAAGUGAUGAAGAUGUUCAAGAACUUGUAGAUUCUGACAAUCAACAAAAUAAAAAAGUUGAAGGUGGCUAUGAAUGUAAAUAUUGUACUUUUCAAACACCAGAUCUUAACAUGUUUACCUUUCAUGUAGAUUCAGAGCAUCCCAAUAUAGUGUUAAAUUCAUCCUAUGUUUGUGUUGAAUGCAAUUUUCUUACCAAAAGAUAUGAUGCGCUUUCCGAGCAUAAUUUGAAAUACCAUCCUGGAGAAGAGAAUUUUAAGCUGACUAUGGUAAAACGAAAUAAUCAGACAAUCUUUGAGCAAACAAUUAACGAUCUGACUUUUGAUGGUAGUUUUGUUAAAGAAGAGAAUUCAGAUCAGGUAGAAUCUAUAGAAGCUCCCUCAUCAGGGAUUUCUAUCAGCAAAACUCCUAUAAUGAAAAUGAUGAAAAAUAAAGUAGAGAAUAAACGGAUUGCAGUUUUCCAUAACUCUGAAGACAUUCCAGAAGAGAAAGAGAACGAAACUAAAUCAGGUCAUGAAGAAGUAGUAAAAAAUCCAGCGUCAUCAGCAUCUGAGUCUAAUACAAGUACUUCUGUUGUAAAUAGUAUACAUCCAAAUACCACAAACACAGUAGUUACCCCAGCAGCAGUUCUUCAGCCUGGGCUAGCACAGGUGAUAACAGCAGCUGUAUCAGCUCAGCAGAAUUCUAACUUGAUUCCUAAAGUUUUAAUCCCUCUUAACAGCAUUCCCACCUAUAAUGCUGCUUUGGAUAACAAUCCUCUUUUGCUCAACACCUACAACAAAUUCCCUUAUCCAACAAUGUCUGAAAUUACAGUUCUAUCUGCUCAAGCAAAAUAUACAGAGGAACAGAUUAAGAUAUGGUUUUCAGCCCAACGCCUAAAACACGGUGUUAGUUGGACUCCAGAAGAAGUAGAGGAGGCAAGGAGAAAACAAUUCAAUGGCACAGUACAUACUGUACCACAAACAAUAACAGUGAUUCCUACACACAUUUCAGCAGCUAGUAAUGGUUUACCUUCCAUUUUACAGACGUGCCAGAUAGUUGGUCAGCCAGGUCUGGUCCUUACACAAGUAGCUGGCACUAACCAAUUGCCAGUAACAACACCUAUAGCUUUGACAGUUGCGGGAGUUCCAAAUCAAACUCAUAUGCAAAAAAGUCAGGUGCACAGUGCUCAGCCUAUUGCAGAAACAAAGCCGGUAGCAGCAACUCCAGCCCCAGCCCCGGUGCCAGCUCCAGCGCCAGUGCCAGCAUCAGCCCCAACUCCAACCUCAGCCCCAGCCCCAACUCUAACUCCUCAGUUAAUCAAGCAUGAAACUGCAUUGGUGAAUCCUGAUUCAUUUGGUAUCCGGGCAAAAAAGACAAAAGAACAGCUGGCAGAAUUAAAAGUUAGUUAUCUUAAAAAUCAGUUUCCUCAUGACUCAGAGGUGAUCAGGCUUAUGAAAAUAACAGGCCUGACUAAAGGUGAGAUCAAAAAGUGGUUUAGUGACACAAGGUAUAAUCAGAGAAAUUCCAAGAGUAAUCAGUGUAUCCAUCUCAACAGUGAAGCUUGUACCCCUAUCGUUAUUGAUUCUAGUGACGAGACUACAGAAUCCCCAACAGUUGUUGCUCCACAGCCUAAACAGCUGGGGAAUUCCUUCCCUGACUUUACUCCACAAAAAUUUAAAGAGAAAACUUCAGAGCAGUUGCGUGUCCUCCAAGCGAGUUUCCUCAGUAACCCUGUACUUACUGAUGAAGAAUUGAACAGGUUAAGAGCACAAACCAAACUUACCAGGAGAGAAAUUGAUGCCUGGUUUACAGACAGAAAGAAAUCCAAAGCUUCAAAGGAAGAGAAAACAGAAAUAGAUGAAAGCAAUGCAGGCAGCUCCAAAGAAGAAGCUGGAGAAGCUUCUCCUCAGAAUGAACCUGCAGCACCUAAAUCAGUGACCACCACAAACAAAGUGUGUAAAAAAUCACCAGAGCAGUUGCACAUUCUUAAAAGUGCAUUUGUUCGAACACAGUGGCCAUCACCAGAAGAAUAUGACAAGUUAGCUGAGGAAAGUGGGCUCGCUAGAACAGAUAUUGUUAGUUGGUUUGGAGAUACACGAUAUGCUUGGAAAAAUGGGAAUUUAAAAUGGUACUAUUACUAUCAGAGUGCCAGUUCAAAUAGUAUGAAUGGACAGGCUUCCUUUAGGAGAAGGGGGAGAGGAAGACCAAAGGGAAGAGGAAGGGGAAGACCUCGUGGGAGGCCUAGAGGAAGCAAAAGGAUAAACAACUGGGACCGUGGACCAUCACUCAUAAAAUUUAAAACUGGAACUGCAAUACUUAAGGAUUAUUAUAUGAAGCACAAAUUUCUUAACGAGCAAGACCUAGAUGAACUUGUUGCCAAAUCACAUAUGGGUUAUGAGCAGGUCAGAGAGUGGUUUGCAGAAAGACAAAGAAGAUCUGAGUUAGGAAUAGAGUUGUUUGAGGAGAAUGAAGAUGAUGAUGAGAUAAUAGAUGAUCAGGAAGAGGAUGAUGAAGAAACAGAUGACAGUGACACCUGGGAACCCCCACGGCAUGUUAAGCGGAAACUCUCUAAAUCAGAUGAUUAAAAUUCUCAUGUUUUUCCUUUAUAGUUACCUACAGUGGUGAAGGGGACUCAAUUCUUGAAGUCAAGAUAUCUGAUUUACUGUGAAUGGGCCUAAUCUUUUAUGAAACUGAGAAUAUUUUUGGACAUACACACAUUCUUAUAACAUAGGAUUGAAUACUCGAAAGGAAUGGAACUUAGUGUUGUGCCAAAGUUAAACUACUGCAGUUGGUGGAAAUUCUACACUGUAAAUAGAACACUGAUUAAAAGACAACUUGUAAAAAUUCAGAUUUUAAUACAUUUUUAUUCUGAUGCAGGAUGGAAACAUUCUGUUUCUUAGGCUUUUUUGAGGGAAUUAAGUGACCACUAGAUUUUGUCCUCUUAUAAUUUUGUCCAGCUUAAUACUGUAUGUUCUAGUAAGAUGGGCUUUAUUGCCUGUGUUCUUUGAUAUAUGAUUAAGCUUAUAGCUUUGAGUGACCAAACAUUUUACAGAGUAAAAGUUCUUAGAAACAGGUUAAAGAAAAAAAAAAGAAAAAAUGAUUUAUUUCUGUGUCUUAUUUAUCAGGCCCUGCACUAAUUUUGAAAGUUGUGCAUGUGCUUGUACAACUUAUACAUAAAUGAAAAUGCAGCAUAUUUAUACAUUUUGGAACCCCAAGCCACAGGGCCUAUGUCAUCGGCUUUUUUAAGUUGAAGACAUCAUUGGAUGCUACUAUUAAUAUCUGUAAUACUCCUGUUUCUACUUUAAUAAAAGACUGAUUUUGUUUUUCAUUAAACUGAAGAAAAUGAUGUACUGAAUAAGGGAAAAAGCUGGCAUAAGAAUUUGCAGAGAGAAUCUCUGAAAUAAACUUUGUACCAAAAAUGUGAAAAAGAAUUAUGUAGUAUAUAUAUGCUUAAUGAGUGUUUUUUAACAAUAAUGUAAAAUAAUGUACAGAUAAUGCAUCAGUCCAGAAUUUUCUAGAAUUCCCAGUCAAGUUCUACCGUCUGUAACGAUUUCAGUGGCUAUAGAAAAAAUUCCUAAACUAAUAACUGUCAUUAGCCAUUUAAAAGCUAGCUUUUGCUUGCAAAUUAUUGUAGUAUUAACAACUAUUUUGCCGUAUCAAGAGACUGAAAGUUCAUAUUAACUUAUUUGUAAAGACUGGUGCUUUUCAUUCCUAUUUGAGGGACACUUUUGUUUGUGACUGUAGGACCAUUUUUUUUUUAAAAAUGUGCUGUUUUCAUGGAAGAAAAAUUUAGUUGAGUAUUUUGUUCUUAAAAUGCUUUUCUGAGUGACCAGAUCUAGUGGGCUUGCCUAGUUUGUUUCACCUAAUUUAAUGAAUGAUGAAUAUUAAGCUUUUAAUUUUUACCUAAACACUUGUCAACUAAGAGAAAGUUAUGGAAGAGCCUUGGAUAUGCAUGCUGCUUUCGUUUUUAUAAAUGGUUAUUUUUUAUUUUUUAAAUAUGGCUUUAUAAGUAUUUCCAAAAUACUACAAUUUAGCUGAUCUAUUCACUACAGACUUCUGGCUUUGUGGAUGGCUUUUUUCAUACUACUGUUAACUUUUAUUUUUACGAUGUAAAGACUGCAGCAAUUUAAUGCACUAUUUUUUUUCACUUUUUAAUAACUUCAUAGAGCACUCUGUAAACUGUAAUAAUUAAAUUGCUCCUUUUUUAACCUUU